This is a messenger RNA of Alternaria atra, 798 nucleotides long. RefSeq lists its product as uncharacterized. The transcript is spliced from 2 exons. The coding region runs from base 1 to 798 and encodes 265 amino acids. Gene Ontology annotation, biological process: folic acid-containing compound metabolic process. The record is from RefSeq and is a predicted model, not a curated record. Gene Ontology annotation, molecular function: dihydroneopterin aldolase activity. NCBI's taxonomy places the organism in Eukaryota, Fungi, Ascomycota, Dothideomycetes, Pleosporales, Pleosporaceae. Gene Ontology annotation, cellular component: cytoplasm.
AUGAGCCAAGUCGUCCGCCAGGCUCAGUGGGAGGCUGAAGCUGCUUCAAGUGGACAUUAUGACAAGAUCAUGGUCCAGAAUCUCGAGGUGGUUGUGAGCGCGGGAAAAGAUGUCUGGGGACGCGAGAAGAAGCAGCGGGCCUUGGUUAGUGUCACAUUGACUCUAGGGAAGCAGUUCACAUCAGCUUCUUCCACGGAUUCUGUCGAUGAUAGUACCGUCCACUAUGGUACGCUUAGCAAGGCCAUACAAGCACGCUUCAAAGACGAAACCAUGACCUGGAUGUCGACUGCCGCUCUUUCAACUGCUGUCUCCAAAUGCGUCCGCGAUGUCGCAGGUUCGACAGAUAUAUAUGCGGUCGAAACCAACGUCUGUUACCUAAAAGGCAGUAUGUUCGGGGAAGGAGCUGGACACAUUACCUCACGCAUCGAAAAGUCUGGUACCAGUUCGAGUGUACUGUAUCUACGCAACGUCCGCAUUCCGUGCUUGAUCGGCGUCAACUCCAACGAGAGGUUGCAGAAGCAGCCGGUAGUGCUCAACAUUUGGGUUGACAACGUGGAUGACUCUCGUGUUGAAGAUUAUCCACGACUAGAGACUCUUUUGUUCGAGCUGAUUUCUGAAUCUACCUUCCAAACUAUCGAGAGCCUACUAGCGUGGUUAGUUGAAGAGCUCAGACAAAAGUUCUUCACACAAGACGUGGACCAGAACGCGUGGAUCAAGCUGAGAAUCAGCAAGCCUCAUGCUGUACCCUUUGCAGAUGCACCCGCCGUCGAGAUAACACGGCCAGUACGGUUGAACUAG